Molecule: messenger RNA, 1031 nt
Organism: Leptonychotes weddellii (Weddell seal)
Lineage: Eukaryota; Metazoa; Chordata; Mammalia; Carnivora; Phocidae
Source: RefSeq, a predicted model, not a curated record
ACUAGCCAAGAAGCGGAAGGAGACAAUGAGCAGCACGAGGCAGGAGAUGACCGUGAUGGUGAACUCAAUGGACAAGAGCUAUGCGGAGCAAGGCACCAACUGUGACGAGGCGUUCUCAUUCAUGGACACACACAAUCUGAACGGGAGAUCUGUGUCUUCACCCUCGUCCUUUACAAUGAAAACGAAUACACUGAGCACAUCGGUGCCCAAUUCUUACUACCCAGACCCAUUUGUGCCAACUGCAAUUUUAGGAGCACAACACAAUCGACUUCAAGUGCCAAUAAAUGACGAAAGCCACACGAUGGCCAGCGACACCAGCAGCUUGGUGCAGUCGCACACUUACAAGAAGCGAGAGCCGGCCGACGUGCCCUACCAGACCGGGCAGCUUCACCCCGCCAUCCGGGUGGCCGACCUGCUCCAGCACAUCACGCAGAUGAAGUGUGCCGAGGGCUACGGCUUCAAGGAGGAAUACGAGAGCUUCUUUGAAGGGCAGUCCGCACCAUGGGACUCUGCUAAGAAAGAUGAAAACAGAAUGAAGAACAGAUAUGGGAAUAUCAUUGCAUAUGAUCAUUCGCGGGUGAGGCUGCAGACCAUAGAAGGAGAUACCAACUCAGACUACAUCAAUGGAAAUUAUAUCGAUGGUUAUCAUCGACCCAAUCAUUAUAUUGCUACCCAAGCUAAUGUGUCGAUGACCCAGUAUUCAUUUCAUCACACCUGCCUGACCAGCCGCUAAUACAAUUGUAACAUUCAGGAUUUAUGAUUUGGCACACCAGGAAUCAGAGAAGAGGAAGUCAUGUCUGUUACUGCAUGUCUGUACUCAGAGUGGGGAUUUCAAAAGCAGGGCUCACGGUGAGGGGCAGAUGAGUACGCAGGUGGGUAGGAUUGCCCAGAACCGAUCAUAUUUCACAAUCAAAAGAUACCCCAUGGAGACCCCAGUGUGGGCCACGAGCUGGAGGAAGCUGCACACAUUUGGAAUCACUCCUCCAAGAUGAUUCAGGAGAACACCUGCCGGCCAUGUGGUUUGCAAAUGA